Zymoseptoria tritici IPO323 is the source of this 1187-nucleotide messenger RNA. RefSeq lists its product as uncharacterized. Gene Ontology annotation, biological process: lipid metabolic process. Gene Ontology annotation, cellular component: membrane. Lineage: Eukaryota; Fungi; Ascomycota; Dothideomycetes; Mycosphaerellales; Mycosphaerellaceae. The transcript has 2 exons. The record is from RefSeq and is a predicted model, not a curated record. Gene Ontology annotation, molecular function: oxidoreductase activity, acting on the CH-CH group of donors. Bases 117 to 1187 code for a protein of 356 amino acids.
UGCUUCACGGGCGACAAGCCUGAACUGACCACCUCACUCCACCUCACCUCACUCCACCUUACCUCACUCCACCUCACCUCACUCCACCUCACCACCUUCAGUACCACACCGCCAACAUGGUCGCAACAAUGGACACGACGCACUCCCCCGUGCACGUCCUGGACGACUACUACCUCGCCAUCACCCUCCUCCUCACCAUCGCCUACCAACUCAUCGGCUUCUCCAUCGCCUUUUCCCUCAAAUUCGACAAACUCACCGAUCUCAUGGGCGGCUCCAACUUCGUCUGGCUCGCCAUUCUCACCCUCUCCUUCAGCGGCACCCUCGUCGCCCGCAACAUCGUCAUCUCCAUCUUCAUCAUGCUCUGGGGAACUCGACUCUCCGCUUUCCUCCUCUUCCGAAUCCUCAAGACCGGAUCCGACGACCGCUUCGACGAUAAACGGGAUAAAUUCUUCCCGUUCCUGGGGUUCUGGGUGUUUCAGAUGUUGUGGUGUUGGACCGUCUCUUUGCCAGUGACCAUCAUCAACUCGCCGAGAGUGUUGCGAUACCCGCAGCCCAACUUCGGCAAAGCAACGGACAUCAUUUCAAUCAUCAUCUUCGCCAUCGCAUUCGUGAUGGAGGCCGUGAGUGACGUGCAGAAAUACCGCUUCAAGCAAAGUCCCGCCGGAAAACAAAAGGGCGCCGUCUGCGACGUGGGAUUCUUCAAGUGGAGUCGACACCCCAACUACUUCGGCGAAAUCGCCGUUCAAUUCUCAAUCUACCUCAUGGCCAUAACCCCGGCAGCCUACGACUUCAUCCCCAACACCACCGGUCCCGCAGCCGCCCUCUACGCCUCCAUCGUCGGCUUCCUCUUCCUCACCCUGCUCCUGCUCUUCGUCUCCGGCUUGACUCUCCAAGAACGCCCCGGCGCGAAAAAACGCUACGAAAAAGGAGAAGGAUGGCACGCGUAUGCCAAGUACCUCGAGGAGACGAGUAUUCUCAUCCCCAUGCCGAAAGCCGUGUGGAAGAGAUUGCCGGUCAUUGUUAAGAGGACGGUGGGAAUGGAGUGGCCGAUUUAUGUGUUUGAUCCGGAGAAGCAUGCGGAUUUGGAUAAGGUGAGGCAGCAGCAGGAGGAGGAGGGGAGGGCGGAGAGGGAAGGGAGUGGGAAUGGCAAUGGGAAUGAGAGGCAGAGUGAGGAGCCGUUGAGGUGA